AAGCGGCUCUGCGCUGUGCGCGGUGGCGUCACACGAACCGACGCACUUUUAAACACCUAGGGGAACCGCUGGGAACAUGAACUGGGACACUCAGCUAAAUUCCAUAUUGAAUGAUACUGACUGCAAUGUUGCAAAAAUUAAGAAAAGAUUGAACACAGCAGGUUAUUAUGCAAAAGGUGGUUCACUUGAUAAAAUGGAACAUGUUCAGUUCAGUGAUCCUAUAUCAGUUACAAUAGAACCCUCUUCCUAUUCAGAUAUGUUAAGCUAUAAAUUACCUAAAGAAGAAUUAAUGGGUAUCUACAGACAGCUCCAAUCCCAAGGAAAAACAAUUGAAUUUUUACAACAAGCUUUAUUGAGAGUUGAAACAGAAAAGGUACAGCAAAAGCAAAAAAUUCGAUCAUUAGAAGAGGACAUUCGACGAUUACAGAGUAAAUCUGGAGAAAGAUGUUUGGAUUUCCAGUUAGAGAGGAAAAUGGAAGAAUGGCGGCGGGAGAUAUCCGAUGAAAUUUAUAGCUUACGAGAGCAAGUACAACAUGUGGAUGGGAGAUUUAGUCAUGGAAAAAUCACAGUUUCUAGUCUGAUGCAAGAAGUGCAGCAAAGCAAAAAAAAUCUAUGUGAAGAACAUGACUCACUUCGAAGGGAGAUUAAUAACUUGAAGCACAAAAUAUGGAGGCAAGAGGAGGAACUACUGAAUCACAUUUCUGAUACAAGGGAACUUAAGCAAUCACAGGAGAAAAGUAGUAAGAUUCUGAGAGAAUUGAUGAGUAAGUAUCAAUUGCACCUUUUGGAUUCUAACAAGUCAGUUCAUGAACGAGCAUAUGCAGAACAAGAGCUUACACACCUCAGAUCCACUGUUGCAGGCUUGAAGGAACAACUGAGAAACAUCCAUAUAGCUGACAAACAGACCAGUACACCAUCAAAACCAGAAGAAAGAAAACAGUACCAAAAGAACCACCAAUCUGUGACCCAGUCACUAAAUGAAGAUUCUGACUCCACUCUAAGUUGCACUCUUAGUUUGGGAGACACCAGCUCAGAUGAUGACUUUUCAUCAUUGCAAGAUCUUGAUUUAGAUCCUCCACGUAUAAAAGAUGUCGGGUACAAUUCUGCCUUGCACAUAGAGGAGUGUGAGAACGAACCAAGAACAAAUUAUUCUGAUGAAGAUCUUAGCGUGGACUUAGGAGGGCUAUCUGACAACCCACCUGAACUAACUCUCAGUGAUCUGUCAUGAGUAUCGGAGUCUUCAAAAAUAGGAGCCUUGCAGAGUGAUAUUUUUGCAAUAUUUCUCAUAAAGACCCCUUUAACAUUUUCAAAGAUUUGCACCUUAUUAAUAAUUUAAAUCAAGAUUCUCCAUGUCAAAGGCAAUAACUUCUAUCUGUACUGUGCCAGUGAUAUCCAUACUUUAGGUAUACUUGAUUGAGAGUUUUAAAAAAGCAAUUUCAGUAUUUUUUUAAAAAAGUAGAUUGUUUAUGGUGCCAGGCAAAAACAUCCAAAAAUUGGUUAAACUUCUACAAGUGAACUAGCAAAGAAAUAUGGGACUCUGACUUGACAUCAGUUUGAAUGAACAUGAAAGAAUUGUUUAGCACCAGGGAACCACUCAGGUUUGUUCUGAUUUUCUCUUAACUAUUAAGAAAUAGAAUAAUCACAGUAAAUUAUUCAUUGAAAGACAAAACCUCAGGUAGUCAAUCUUAAUAUUUGCGUUGUUCCAUGACUGUUGUGCAUAGAUCAGAAUGAAUAGGUUUGGUUUCUGUGAAUAAGUUGGUUGGAGAGAAAUGAAAGAGGUUUUCAUCAUACUAGCUGAUUUAGUGGCAUUACACAAUUUCAAAAAAAAACUGGUGCACUUUUUAAAGUGAGUAUUCAUGUGACCAGGUGUAGUCACUGAGAAUGCUAGCUGAGGCCAACCAAAACAGGGAUUAAGUCUGGUAUUGAAUAAAUGGCCAUCCAAUGAAUGAGUGAAGGGAAAGAGGAGUGGAACUUUGGAAGGAGGUACUGGUUUCACUUCAGAUUGCCACAUCCAACAGCAAGUCUUCCCUUGUUGGCCUAAUCUAUUAAAUUAGAAAGCUCCUAUACUUAGUCAUUGAAGUUUUUAGGUUUUCAAAAUGCCUUAAUUUUGGGGUUGUCACAAUUUCAACAUUCAACAAAUUCCUCUUCCACCUUUUGGCAAAUAGCUGGUAUUAUUUUAAAUAGUAAUCCAGUUUUCUGGACGUGAUUUAGUCAGUUUAGCAUUAAGUACUGUAACAACAAUAAAAGAAACCAAUAGUGUAGCUGCCAAUAUGGAUUUCAAAAAGGAAAAAAAUUGUUUGAUCAACUUCAAAUUUUUAAUCUAUAAAGAUUUAAGAGUACACAGGGGUAAUGAUUUAUCGAAGUGUGCCAUAUCUAGGAUUUCUAAAAAGUGACCUUCACUAGGCCCAUGACACUAGUUAAUGUGUCUGAGCACAGGGUGUCAGUGGACAAUUAGCAGAAUUCAUUGCUUACUUCUUUCAACCAAGUAGGAAUAAGUAGUGCAUAAAAGACUGAAAUAAGUGAUCAAACUAAUUUUAAAAUGGCAAGACAGAAUUGUGAAAAAUUAAUGACAGCACCCUCCACUGGCGUAACAGGGUAUGUGAACAUACCUGCACGAACAGCUUGAUUUUGAGAUGGUGUGAACUGCCCUUGCUGGAGAAUCUGAGAUAACAAUGUGUAGAGCUGAAUGAACACAGGCUAAACAGCAUCAGAGGAGCAGGAAAGCCGAAGUUUCGGGUCUAGACCCUUCGUCAGGAAAAAAAGGGUACUUUUUCUGAGGAAGGGUCCAGACCCGAAACGUCAGCAUUGCUGCUGCUCCGCCUGCUGUAUUCACCAGCUCUACACCUAGUUAUCUUAGCUUGAUUUUAUGUUGUAUUGUAAUGAGGCAUCAAAACCCUUCACAAUUGGCAUUAUCAGCCACUAAUUAAUACCAAGCUAAAAUAAGAGGUGUUAAUACAGAUCAUUGGAUUUGUGAACUUUCAUUUACUGAUUGUCAACUUCAACAUAGUUUGUUUCAAAGGGCACUAACUGCUGGCCUUACUUUAAAAUGAAAUAAAUUGAUAAAAUAUAAAUUUCUCAAUGCACAAGGUCUGCAGUUCUGUUAGUCAUCUAUCCUGGCUGAAGUAUUAUAACCAACUUACCUGCGACCUCUUAUCUUACCAAAGUAUGGAGAAAUAGAGUGUGUCAUAGAAGAUUAUCCUCAUUUAAAUAAUCCAGCCAGGCAUUUUAUGCUAGGAGUGUGGUCAGUGGCCAGAUGGUGUUCAGUCAAGGGAGUUGGCAGAGACCCUGCUCCUGUAGAAAAUUGGUCAUGUAUCCCUCACUUCUAUUCAUACACUGGUCAGAUUUUUAAACUUCAGCUGGAGGUUGAGGUUUAGACUCCCAGUUCCAAAGGCCUGCUUUUACUCAGUACACUUACUUCCCUUCCACAUGACAUGGUUCGAGUCCAUUGCCCUAGCAACUCUUCAAUGCUGUUGAUAACCCAUAAAGUAGAAUUUGGACAUUUUAAAGUGUACACUUAGUAAUAAGCAAUAACUAGGUAGUAAGUAAAGAACCUGUUUCAUUCAAGAGAUGGCAAUCUUUUUGGUCCUCCUUUGUCCAAUUACUGGUGUUUGUCCCCUCAGAGGCGGUUUAUCAUAAUCCUAGUCUGGCAGGGUUAUACAAGUGUCCCUCAAUCUGUGAUACACCAAUCCCUUUUGCCUGAUUCAUCCAGUGAAUUUACUGCACCAAUUUCCUCACUACUUUCUGCGAUCUCAACUACCAAGAUUAGCAGAGAAUAAUUACUGGUAAAAUAUGGUAGGAAUAAGACAAUGAACAUUUAAAUUUUAGUAAUUUUCACUAAUUGUGGACAGCAACUUCAGUGUCAUUACAAACAGUGCAGCCUUGUAUCUCAAGGUAAUUAAAAUAAUUAUUGCUGAAAACAUUUUCCAGUUUUUAAACUUGCCUUUCAAUUGAGCAAAAUAGGUACUUAACCUUUUUGUGGUUAUACCUCACUCAAAGCUUACUACUGCAAGUGGGUCUUGAAUGGAAAGUUGUGUUGUAUUAGUCCAGGCAUUUUAAAUAAUAAUUUUACUUGCACAAAAUCAAAGUCGAAAUCUUCCACAAAGCUAAAAAUUUCAAGCCUAACCAGAUAGUUGGGAAAGCAGAGGUAAAAUUCUAAUAGUAAUAAGUUAUAGGUUAAAGUAUAUUUGAAUAGGCUUACAACCACCUUUUUUCAAAGGCAAUCAAGUGUGCAAUAAAAACUGACCUAGCCAAUGCCCACAUACUAUGAGCAAAUAAGUAAACCAACUUAAGCAUAGUGCCACUGUUCAGUGAACAUUUUGGAAAUACAACAGAUUGAAUCUUUAUCAUGUUUUAUUGGAUGUUUGAAACCAAAUCAACUGUUCUUAAGCAUUUCAAAGACAAAUAAUUUAUACAUUAUUUUAAGUGUAUUUGUGCAAACUGAGUUGAGUUAUCUGGAGGAAGUAACAAUUUACAACUGUUCAAAAUAAAAAUGUUUUUUCAUUUUUUGUA
Stegostoma tigrinum is the source of this 4509-nucleotide messenger RNA. RefSeq names its product structural maintenance of chromosomes protein 4-like. NCBI's taxonomy places the organism in Eukaryota, Metazoa, Chordata, Chondrichthyes, Orectolobiformes, Stegostomatidae. Bases 77 to 1228 code for a protein of 383 amino acids. The transcript has 12 exons. The record is from RefSeq and is a predicted model, not a curated record.